Cryphonectria parasitica EP155 is the source of this 1476-nucleotide messenger RNA. RefSeq lists its product as uncharacterized. The transcript has a single exon. The annotation marks the transcript as partial. The record is from RefSeq and is a predicted model, not a curated record. Lineage: Eukaryota; Fungi; Ascomycota; Sordariomycetes; Diaporthales; Cryphonectriaceae.
CCAUGGACUUACAUCAGGCCCGCGAGAGAGCGCUCACUACCUCCAGAACGUCGGACGGCUCCACACAGCAGUUCUUCACUGGGCCUUCCAACAUCGUGUCCUCGAUGAGCCCUAUACUCAUGCGAGGACAGUCACCGCUCGGCCAGAGGGAGCGGAGAGGCUCCCGGCCGCCUUCCAUCCGGGCGGUCUCGGUACCACCUAUUCACUCUCCGGUUCUGUCAUCUCCGCGCAGCAGUCGCCGAAAGUCGUCGUGCGCCAUCCCUCCUACAUUUACUAGUAGGUCCAACAAUGGGCGUCACUCUUCACCCCUCGUACCUGGCCGUCCUAGUCCUCGUCUCUCUCUGGUCACCAAUCCUCCUCCAAUCUCUAUAAUUACAAAAGAUAGACGGAGGGCCACUCGGUCACCAUCCAUCCGCUUCCAACACACCCCGCGCUACAGCCAUCGGUCGUACAGUCGCAGCCCCAGCGUAGCGCCUUUCUUCCAGAACAUGGUUACUGAGGAGUCGCUUCGAGGUGAACGCCGCGUGACUUCUUUUGCAUACGCCACCCCAUUCAGCAAUGCGCCGCCAGAAUACCCGUCACAGCGAGUACGGAACCGCACUGUUCGACUGCUCGAGAAUGACGACGAGGACAUGGCCUCUGAUGAUGACCACGGCAGCUCUACAGACAACGACGACGACGAUGACGACCCCGACAUUGAUGUCUACGAAGAUGAAAAUGACAUGCUCGAUAACAUAGAGAGCGACUCUGAUCACCACCAUCACCACCACCACCGUCGCCGCUCAUCAAGCCAACCAAGACAAGCACACAACCAACCCUUGCAGGAACAGCAGUCGUCGUCACAGCCACAGGGCCCCGAAGACGAGGUCUGGCCUGGCAUCGAAGACAAUGCCAUGUCAGAUGAAGAGAAUGUCAACCCUCAUGAGGCUGAAGAAGGGGACGAGAUGGAUGACGGCAGCGAUACCUCGUCCGAGCCAUCAGAGUAUGCCAGCACCCAGCGAGCAUGGCAAUUGCUGGCUGCCGGCGGGGGCAGGGAGAUGACGCACGGUCUCGAAGGGGACGAGGCCGGGGUCGGGAGCACGGGAUUCCAUAUCCAUGAGGAUGAGGGUGAGGAUGAAUCUGACGGUCAACAUGAGUGGUGACGCCGCUACUGUUGAGAUGCUGGGUUGGUGUCGGAACCAUUUCUUUUGAAUUCGCACCCGGGGCAUCGUUCCAUCUUCUUUCCAAUUACACACCAUUUUGGGGCUGUCUUGGAGCCUUGUUUUUCUUCUUUUUCUUUUCAUCUAUCCUGUCUUGUUCAAGUAUAUUAGCAGAGAACAAGGCGUUGGCUCAGGAGUUUGUAUGUGUAUACCUAUUUCAUUUCCUUGGUUCUGGAUAAUUAUGGCAAGGCAGGGGUGAGUUUCAACUCCAUCACUUGGUGUCUUUGUCACCUAGGUAAUCCCACAUACUCUAUUCUCAUCAUCAUUCACACCCUUC